Messenger RNA from Mycotypha africana, 564 nucleotides. RefSeq lists its product as uncharacterized. NCBI's taxonomy places the organism in Eukaryota, Fungi, Mucoromycota, Mucoromycetes, Mucorales, Mycotyphaceae. Bases 1 to 564 code for a protein of 187 amino acids. The transcript has 3 exons. The record is from RefSeq and is a predicted model, not a curated record.
AUGACACUAAGUGCUCGUAAAGACCAUUUAAAUAGCCUACGUGAGAGAUUGGAAAAAUAUAGACAAAAGAGUGAGCUGAUCAGUCAACAGGAAAAAGAAGAAGAAACCAGAGCAAGUGAAUUAAACAAAGUUCGAAAAGAGAAGAGAAAGCACAAAAAAAUAGCUACACCUGCGUCUGACAUAAUAGCAGCAAUGCCACUGACACAGGCAUCAGUAACCUCACCAGCAUCCGUAAUCGCAGAAUCACCCAUAAUAAAAGAAGAAACAAACAAUCAGCAAUUACAAGAGCAAUUAGCACAGCAACAAAUAUCAGAGAAACAACAGCAAGAAUAUGUUCUUCUACAACAAGAACUGCAGCAUCAACUAUUACAACAACAACAACAACAACAACAACAACAACAACAACAGCAGCAGCAACAGCAGCAGCAGCAGCAGCAAGCUUCACAAUCAUUACAACCGCAAAUGAAAAAAACGCAAACUCAAUCCUUCUUCUCGCCUGCUCAUUUUGGCUAUUCAAACAUUACAGAGAAAGACGCUAUUGAUUGGCUAAAACAUGGUCUUUAA